AUGGAUAUUUGUAUAUGUUUAAGACUCAAAAGCUAUAGAAAUUAUUUUUUUUCUACAAUUAAUAAAAUUAUACUAAUAGCAAUAUUAAAUUUAAUUACUCUUACAUAUGGAAAUCAAAGCGUAGACUUAAGUAUUAAAAGCUCUCAAAUAAAUGCAGUAAAUCCGUUGUCUAAAGGUUUUAUUGUUAAAGAAGAAGAUAUUUAUGCUUUUAUUUUAAAAAGAAAUUAUGUUGAUGAAAGCAAAUGCAAAGCAAAACUUGAGGAAUAUUGUAAAGAGUUGAAGGACAUAGAUCCAGAAUUAAAUAAAGUAAAUAGUAAGGUUAGAGAAAUUUGUAAUAAUAAUGAUAAAAGAAGAAAAUGCAAAGACCUAAGACUAAAUAUUGCAAAAAAAGCGCUUCAACUUGAUAGUAAAAUGUAUAAAAUUGCACAAAAAUAUAUGACUUAUGAAAAUUGCGAUAAAUAUUUGCGAGAAUGUUUCUUUUUUGAGCGCUCAGCUUUUAAUCUUUUAAUAGACUGCUAUUUCUUAAGAUAUGAUUGUUAUGUAAAGAAGCUUUCAAAACUGAAAAGUGAAAUUAUUCUUCAAGCUAUCGAUGAUAAUAUUGCUAAUUAUAAUGAUUUUAAGGAAAAAAUGAAAAAAAUCUGUCCGAUAUUUAUUCAACAAGGCAAUUAUUUACUCUUCGAAUGUCUUGAAAUUGAAAAAUCUUUUGAAAAAUUAAAUGAAUAUAUUAAUUAUUUUUGCAAUUCUUUAAAUAUUAACUUUAAUGAUAAUGAAUUGCAAGAAAAAUGUUACGAAAAACUCAAAAACUGUUAUUUUCUCAAAAAUAAAUGCGAAAAAAAGUGUAAUGAAUUAAAGGUAUUAUGCGAGAAAAAGAAUAUUACAUAUAAGCCUCCAGAAAAAGAUUUUAAUCCAAUUAACCCAGAAGCAACAUUGUUAAAGAAGAUUGAUCUGGAUGGUUUUUAUAAAAAAAUGAGAGAUGAAGGAAUAGUUGGUGGAAAUUUAGAAACAACACUGGACGACAUGUUAAUCUAUUUGUCUGUAGGAUCCUCCGGUUUGAAAGAAAAUGAAUGCAAGGAUGUAUUAAAGAAAAACUGUGAUUUUUUAAAAUAUCUGAGUCCUAAAUUUAAGGAAUUAUGUGAAGAUGACAAAAAGCAGAAAUGCAAAGAUAUAUUAGAAAUAAAAGAUAGAUGUAAAAGGCAUGAAAUAACGCUUUAUCUAAAUGGAUUUUCUCCUUCAUUUCUUCAAAUUACUGGUAUGAGGGCACAAAUCUUUUGGAAUGACCUUUCAACAUCAUUUAAUGACAAAGAAUGUUUAAAAUAUACAGUAGAAUGUUUUUUUAUUAGAAAAACAUGCAGAAGUAAUCCCACUAGUGGAUGCAUAAAUCUACAAUUAGCAUGUUAUAAAAAGCAACAAGAACGACUAUUUAUUAAAUUAAUUGAAAGUCAGUUGGUCGAAAAACAAUACAAUUUAAAAUCGAAAGAUGAAAAGCUUAAAAUAUGUCAAAAAAUAGUAAUGGAGAAGUGUGUAGCACUUGCAAAUAGUGAUAUUAAGAACUUUUUAAAAUGCCUUCGACCAAAAGAGAUAUGUCUUGAACUUGAAGAAAUUAUUUUUGCUCGAUCGAAAGACUUAGAACAAGCUUUGGAUCAAGCACGGGAUUUUCCUAAAGAAGAGGACUGUAUUGAAUUGAAAAAGGAUUGUGAAGGUAUUGCGAGGGAUUUAGGUUCAAAUAAUCUAAAGUGUGUUACAUUAAAAGAGCGUUGUAAAUAUUUGGAAGUUACAAAAGAACUAAAAUAUGAUUUUUUAAAAGAUAAAAGUGAUUCGUUAGUGAAUAUUCAAAAUUGUAUGAAAGCUUUGAAGGAAAAAUGUGAUGGAUUGUUUAAAAGAGGAACUAAUGCAUUUGGUGUUUCAUGUGCUUUACCAGAAGAAACAUGUAAAUUUAUGGUUUCAGAAGUUGAAAACCAUUGUAAUGCUUUUAAAAACAACAUAGAAAAACAUGAUAUUGUAAAUAAAAGUAAAAAUGGGAAUGAAACAUUGGUUGAAGAAAUCUGCAUAUUAUGGGAUCCAUAUUGUGAUGAACUUAUGGAAAAUUGCCCAGAUAAGUUGAAAAAAGGAGACAAUGGGAAUGAAAAAGGAGUCUGUUUACAACUGAAAGAGAAUUGCAGACCAUUCUUUGAAAAGUUGAAAUUGGAGGAUGAGUUGACGCAUGAAUUGAAAGGUAGUUUAGGCAAAGAUGAUGAAUGUAAAAAAGCAUUGGGAAAGCAUUGUAGUGAGCGGAAAGAUUCAGGGAAUCAGAAAUUCAAUAGUUUUUGUAAUACUGAUAAAGAUAAGGAUGUUGAGGGAAAAGUUUGCAAAAAGUUGGUUGAAAAAGUAAAAGAAAAAUGUCUAACCCUAAAAAAUAAACUGGAUAAAGAGAAAGAUGAAUUAAAGAAGAAGAAAGAUGAAUACGAAAAGGUGAAACAGGAGGCAGAAAAAUUUGCGAAGGAAGCUAAGUUACUAUUAUUAAGACUCGGGAAAGAUGUACAAGGCGCUGAAUCAAAGGUGCAAGACAACAGUUCUCCUAAAUCAGUGCUACCAUCGGCACUACCACCAGCACAACCACGGCCACCAACAGGGUCAUCAAGACUACCAUCAGGAGGAAUACCAGCAGGACUACCAACACCAGGAGGAUCAACACCAAGUGGAACGACAAACACGAGUAAUGUUAUACUUGUUCGGAGAACAUUUGUAAGUGGAGAAGUAUCAGAAGCAGAAAAGAAGGCAUUUGUUGCAACGGCGAGAGCAUUGGAAUUGUAUUUAGAAUUGAAAGAGAAAUGUAAAGGUUUACAAGGAGACUGCGGGUUUAGAAAGGAUUGUCCAGGGUGUGAAGCGGCCUGUAAAGAAAUAGACAAGUUGUGUGAAGGAAUAGAAGGAUUAAAAGUUACACCGCAACAUACGGUGACAUUAACGACGACAAAGUCGAUAAAUGGAGGGAAGGUAACAGAACAAUGUACAUUUCCUCAAACAACAGGUAUAUGGACAAGUACAUUUACAGUAACAUCUACAGUGACAUGGACGUCGAUGCAAAAAUGCAAACCUACGAGAUGUACAAGUGAUUCAAGUAAAGAAACACAAACACAAAAAGAGGAGGAGGAAGAGAAAGAAGUGAAAUCGAAUCAAGGAAUGAAAAUAAGGGUUCCGGAAAUGAUAAAAAUAAUGUUGUUGGGAGUGAUUGUUAUGGGAAUGUUGUAAAAAGAAUGAAAAAAGU
Messenger RNA from Pneumocystis murina B123, 3241 nucleotides. RefSeq lists its product as hypothetical. The record is from RefSeq and is a predicted model, not a curated record. The transcript has 2 exons. Bases 1 to 3225 code for a protein of 1074 amino acids. Lineage: Eukaryota; Fungi; Ascomycota; Pneumocystomycetes; Pneumocystales; Pneumocystaceae.